Messenger RNA from Poecile atricapillus (Black-capped chickadee), 3744 nucleotides. RefSeq names its product cingulin-like protein 1. Lineage: Eukaryota; Metazoa; Chordata; Aves; Passeriformes; Paridae. The transcript has 20 exons. Bases 1 to 3744 code for a protein of 1247 amino acids. The record is from RefSeq and is a predicted model, not a curated record.
AUGAAGCAGAAAGUUGCCACCCUGCAGGCCCAACGACAAGAACAACAAAUCGGAUUUGAAAAAGCCAAGCGACAGGCGCUGCAGGAAGGGCAGAAUGAGAAGAGGGCUUUAACUGAGGCACUGCUCCAAACUCGAGGAGACCUCAGCCAAGCGUGCCAGCAGGUGGAAGAGUUGACAGCUCAGCUGGCAGCCUCCCGAGAGUUCCAGGAAAGCACAGUCCAGAGAGCCCAGCAAGAUGUGAGUGAGGCCCAGGAACAAUUACGGCAGAAGAUCUUGGAGACUGAAGACAUCCAGAAGAGGCUGGAGGAGGCAGAAGAUCAGAAGAAGAAGCACCAAAUGCAGCUACAGCUAAUGGACAAGAAAUGGAAACAAUGGGAAGAAGUGGCACGCCAAAAUUCAGAACUGCAUGCUUUUGUGACUUCCCUAAAGAGAGAAAAUGACAGGCUGAUUCUGUCUCUGGAGAAAAAGAACGUGUGCCUCAGAUCACUGGAAGAGAAGAACGUGGCACUGAACAAUCAGGUGUCUCAGUUUCAUUCUGCUCUUCAGCAGGCUGAACACCUCUCUUCAAGCCGUGCAGGACAACUGCAGGAGCUCAACAGCCAGGUUGAGAUGUCUGAGCUGUGUCUGAGGCUCCAGAGCUCUGAGCAAAGAGCAGAGACCAUGGCCACACACUGUGAGGCCAUGGAGAUGGAGCUGAGGAUGGCUCAGGCUGACAACAACCAAAUCAAGGCCUGCAAUCAGGAGCUGCAGACACUGUUGGAGGAAACUCAGCAAGCAGUAUGGAGGGCAGAACAGCAGAUGACCUCUCUAGAAACUGCCUUGAAGGAAGAGGCUGUGACACUUCGUCAGGAGGUGGCAUCACUGCAGAGGAAAUUGGAGAGCCAGGAGGAGGAAAGGAAGGAUCUUCUGCAUGAACGGGAAUUGUACGAACAGCAGCUGAGAGACCUGGAAAAGAAGAAGGGAAUGGGUGCACCUGACGCACAGAGUCGGAAGAAGAUAACCCAGGAAUUGGAAGUGGAGAGGGAAGACAUGCAAGAAGUUUUGGACCAUGGGACUGCUGCUGCCUUGAAGAAGAGAGGAAGAGAAGAAAUCAAAGGGACAGAGAAUGGACAACUCCAGACUUGGGCACAGAGGAAGAGAGAAAUGGCCAAAGGGACUUUGAAGAAAAACUUCGUAAUCCUGGAGAGAAAAUCUCCUGACAACAGCAUAGGCCAGUCUCAUCUCCAGGUGCUGCAGGAAGGGCAGAAUGAGAAGAGGGCUUUAACUGAGGCACUGCUCCAAACUCGAGGAGACCUCAGCCAAGCGUGCCAGCAGGUGGAAGAGUUGACAGCUCAGCUGGCAGCCUCCAGAGAGUUCCAGGAAAGCACAGUCCAGAGAGCCCAGCAGGAUGUGAGUGAAGCCCAGGAAGAGUUACAGCAGAAGAUCUUGGAGACCGAAGACAUCCAGAAGAGGCUGGAGGAGGCAGAAGAUCAGAAAAAGGAGCUCCAAAUGCAGCUACAGCUAAUGGACAAGAAAUGGAAACAAUGGGAAGAAGUGGCACGCCAAAAUUCAGAACUGCAAGCAUUCAUGCAGCUCCUAGACAGUGAAAAUAACAGGCUGAUUCUGUCUCUGGAGAAAAAGAACGUGUGCCUCAGAUCACUGGAAGAGAAGAACGUGGCACUGAACAAUCAGCUCUCUCAGCUUCAUUCUGCUCUUCAGCAGGCUGAACACCUCUCUUCAAGCCAUGCAGGACAACUGCAGGAGCUCAACAGCCAGGUUGAGAUGUCUGAGCUGCGUCUGAGGCUCCAGAGCUCUGAGGAAAGAGCAGAGGCCAUGGCCACACACUGUGAGGCCAUGGAGAUGGAGCUGAGGAUGGCUCAGGCUGACUACAACCAAAUCAAGGCCUGCAAUCAGGAGCUGCAGACACUGUUGGAGGAAACUCAGCAAGCAGUAUGGAGGGCAGAACACCAGAAAAUCUUUCUAAGAACGGGCCUGAAGGAAGAGGCCACUGCCCUGAAGAAAGAGGCUGUGACUGUUCGUCAGGAGAUGGAAUAUCUUCGGAGGAAACUGGAGAGUCAGGAGAAGGAAAGGAAGGAUGUGCUGCAUGAACGGGAAUUGUACGAACAGCAGCUGAGAGUCCUGGAAAAGAAGAAGGGAAUGGGUGCACCUGACGCACAGAGUCGGAGGAAGAUAAGCCAGGAAUUGGAAGUGGAGAGGGAAGACAUGCAAGAAGUUUUGGACCAUGGGACUGCUGCUGCCUUGAAGAAGAGAGGAAGAGAAGAAAUCAAAGGGACAGAGAAUGGACAACUCCAGACUUGGGCACAGAGGAAGAGAGAAAUGGCCAAAGGGACUUUGAAGAAAAACUUCGUAAUCCUGGAGAGAAAAUCUCCUGACAACAGCAUAGGCCAGUCUCAUCUCCAGGUGCUGCAGGAAGGGCAGAAUGAGAAGAAGGCUUUAACUAAAGCACUGCUCCAAACUCGAGGAGACCUCAGCCAAGCGUGCCAGCAGGUGGAAGAGUUGACAUCUCAGCUGGCAGCCUCCCAAGAGUUCCAGGAAAGCACAGUCCAGAGAGCCCAGCAGGAUGUGAGUGAAGCCCAGGAACAAUUACAGCAGAAGAUCUUGGAGACCGAAGACAUCCAGAAGAGGCUGGAGGAGGUAGAAGAUCAGAAAAAGGAGCUCCAAAUGCAGCUACAGCUAAUGGACAAGAACUGGAAACAAUGGGAAGAAGUGGCACGCCAGAAUUCAGAACUGCAAGCAUUCGUGCAGCUCCUAGACAGUGAAAAUAACAGGCUGAUUCUGUCUCUGGAGAAAAAGAACGUGUGCCUCAGAUCACUGGAAGAGAAGAACGUGGCACUGAACAAUCAGCUCUCUCAGCUUCAUUCUGCUCUUCAGCAGGCUGAACACCUCUCUUCAAGCCAUGCAGGACAACUGCAGGAGCUCAACAGCCAGGUUGAGAUGUCUGAGCUGCGUCUGAGGCUCCAGAGCUCUGAGGAAAGAGCAGAGACCAUGGCCACACACUGUGAGGCCAUGGAGAUGGAGCUGAGGAUGGCUCAGGCUGACUACAACCAAAUCAAGGCCUGCAAUCAGGAGCUGCAGACACUGUUGGAGGAAACUCAGCAAGCAGUAUGGAGGGCAGAACACCAGAAAAUCUUUCUAAGAACGGGCCUGAAGGAUGAGGCCACUGCCCUGAAGAAAGAGGCUGUGACUGUUCGUCAGGAGAUGGAAUAUCUUCGGAGGAAACUGGAGAGUCAGGAGAAGGAAAGGAAGGAUGUGCUGCAUGAACGGGAAUUGUACGAACAGCAGCUGAGAGUCCUGGAAAAGAAGAAGGGAAUGGGUGCACCUGACGCACAGAGUCGGAAGAAGAUAAGCCAGGAAUUGGAAGUGGAGAGGGAAGACAUGCAAGAAGUUUUGGACCAUGGGACUGCUGCUGCCUUGAAGAAGAGAGGAAGAGAAGAAAUCAAAGGGACAGAGAAUGGACAACUCCAGACUUGGGCACAGAGGAAGAGAGAAAUGGCCAAAGGGACUUUGAAGAAAAACUUCGUAAUCCUGGAGAGAAAAUCUCCUGACAACAGCGUAGGCCAGUCUCAUCUCCAGGUGUCCCUGCUGCAGUCACAGCUGGCCCGAGACCGACAGCACCGGCAGAACUACAUUGAGAGCUGCUCAAGGACCAGCCAGGAGCUGUCAGACCUUCACCAGGAGCUGUCCUGCUCCUUUGCAGCUGUGCUGAAGGAGCCCAAAGCUGCUCUUGUGGAUGCAGAGACUUGA